AUGGCUUAUCAAGGUUCGGGGAAUCACUCGCCCCCCCAUUAUGAAGACGGCUCCCAUCGCCUUCAGGAUCUUCCAGCUGGUGCCUCCUAUGAAGAAGAGGCCUCCAGAGGAUUGCUGUCGAGCCAACAAGGCCCUUUCAAUAGCCCCUUCGAUGAUCCGCACCAGCGCGGUGUCUCCCCUCAGCGACCCGCUUCAGGAUACAGUUUGACCGAGACCUAUGCCGCCGAUGCUAACUACAACGACCCCUACAAUGCCGGGUCUGGCUCGGUCUACUCCGGUCAUUCCAUGGAGAACCCCGCGACUGCCUUUGGUGUUCCUGGUCGUGUCGCGUCUCCCUAUGCGCGCAGCGAGACCUCUUCUACCGAGGCAUGGCGCCAGCGACAGGCACCUGGAGGAGCGAACGGAGGUGGUGGCGGCGGCCUCCGUCGUUACGCUACGAGAAAGGUCAAGCUGGUCCAGGGUUCCGUCCUGAGUGUGGAUUACCCAGUCCCCAGUGCCAUUCAGAAUGCCAUCCAGGCAAAGUACCGCAACGACCUCGAGGGUGGAAGCGAGGAAUUCACUCACAUGCGGUAUACCGCCGCGACUUGCGAUCCGAAUGAAUUCACCCUCCACAACGGUUACAAUCUUCGUCCCGCCAUGUACAACAGACAUACCGAACUUCUCAUUGCGAUUACAUACUAUAACGAAGAUAAGACACUCACCUCGCGUACCCUUCAUGGUGUGAUGCAGAACAUUCGUGAGAUCGUCAACCUGAAGAAGUCCGAAUUCUGGAACAAGGGUGGUCCCGCGUGGCAGAAGAUCGUGGUGGCUCUGGUGUUUGACGGUAUUGAUCCUUGUGACAAAGAUACUCUGGACGUCCUGGCCACCAUCGGUAUCUAUCAGGACGGUGUCAUGAAGCGUGAUGUCGACGGCAAGGAGACUGUGGCCCACAUCUUCGAGUACACCACACAGUUGUCUGUGACUCCCAACCAGCAGCUCAUCCGCCCCACCGAUGACGGUCCCAGCACGCUUCCCCCGGUGCAGAUGAUGUUCUGUUUGAAGCAGAAGAACAGCAAGAAGAUCAACUCUCACCGAUGGCUCUUCAACGCGUUCGGACGCAUUCUCAAUCCCGAAAUUUGUAUCCUGCUGGAUGCUGGUACGAAGCCCGGCCACAAGUCUCUCCUGGCGCUGUGGGAGGCUUUCUAUAACGACAAGGAUCUCGGUGGUGCUUGUGGUGAGAUCCACGCCAUGUUGGGUAAAGGCUGGCGAAACCUGGUCAAUCCGCUGGUCGCCGCUCAGAACUUCGAGUACAAGAUCAGUAACAUUCUCGACAAACCGCUGGAGAGUUCGUUCGGAUAUGUCAGUGUCUUGCCCGGUGCUUUCUCUGCGUAUCGAUUCCGUGCGAUUAUGGGACGGCCGCUCGAGCAGUACUUCCACGGUGACCACACACUCUCGAAGCAGCUAGGCAAGAAAGGUAUCGAGGGCAUGAACAUUUUCAAGAAGAACAUGUUCUUGGCCGAAGACCGUAUCCUGUGUUUCGAACUGGUCGCCAAGGCCGGCUCCAAGUGGCAUCUGUCUUAUGUGAAGGCCUCCAAGGCCGAAACUGACGUGCCCGAGGGUGCCGCCGAAUUCAUUUCUCAGCGUCGUCGUUGGUUGAACGGUUCGUUCGCCGCCGGUAUCUACUCCCUCAUGCACUUCGGACGGAUGUACAAGAGUGGUCAUAACCUGGUCCGCAUGUUCUUCCUGCACAUUCAAAUGUUCUACAACAUCUUUAAUACGGUCCUGACGUGGUUCUCUUUGGCGUCGUAUUGGCUUACCACCACCGUCAUCAUGGAUUUGGUCGGAACUCCCAGCAAGGAAAACGGAGAGCGUGGUUUCCCCUUUGGGAAGGAUGCGACGCCGAUCGUCAACACGCUUGUGAAAUACAUCUAUCUGGCCUUCUUGCUUCUGCAGUUCAUUCUCGCCUUGGGUAACCGUCCCAAGGGAUCCCGCUUCUCGUAUCUCGCCUCGUUCGUGGUCUUCGGUGUGAUCCAGAUUUAUGUGCUGGUCGAUGCCAUGUACUUGGUGGUUCGCGCUUUCAGUGGCACUGCUCCGAUGGAUUUCGUCACGGACAAGGGCCUUGGCGAAUUCCUGAAAUCCUUCUUCGGCGGUAAUGCUGGUCUUGUCGUGAUCGCCCUCGCCGCCACCUUCGGUCUCUACUUUGUUGCGUCCUUCAUGUACAUGGACCCGUGGCACAUGUUCACCUCGUUCCCCGCCUACUUGGCCGUGCAGUCGUCCUACAUCAACAUCCUGAACGUGUAUGCUUUCAGCAACUGGCACGAUGUGUCCUGGGGUACCAAGGGAUCUGACAAGGCGGAUGCGCUGCCCUCGGCCAAGACCACGAAAGAUGAAGGCGGCAAAGAUGCGGUCAUUGAGGAAAUCGACAAGCCCCAGGCCGAUAUCGACAGUCAGUUUGAAGCGACGGUGAAGCGUGCUCUCACGCCUUACGUUGCUCCUGUGGAGAAGGAAGAGAAGUCUCUGGAUGAUUCGUACAAGAGUUUCCGUACCCGACUGGUCACGUUUUGGAUUUUCAGCAAUGCUCUUCUUGUUCUUUGCAUUACCAGCGACGGUCUGGACAAGUUUGGUUUCACGAACUCCGCCACCGAACGGACAUCGCGUUUCUUCCAGGCUCUGCUGUGGGCCAACGCUAUUGUUGCGCUUUUCCGUUUCAUCGGUGCUUGUUGGUUCCUGGGCAAGACUGGCCUGAUGUGCUGCUUCGCCCGCCGGUAG
Messenger RNA from Aspergillus terreus NIH2624, 2748 nucleotides. It is a transcript of the gene chsG, whose product is annotated as chitin synthase class III. The transcript is spliced from 5 exons. Bases 1 to 2748 code for a protein of 915 amino acids. The record is from RefSeq and is a predicted model, not a curated record. Gene Ontology annotation, molecular function: chitin synthase activity. Lineage: Eukaryota; Fungi; Ascomycota; Eurotiomycetes; Eurotiales; Aspergillaceae. Gene Ontology annotation, cellular component: cell septum; cell periphery.